Messenger RNA from Stylophora pistillata, 2306 nucleotides. RefSeq lists its product as uncharacterized. The record is from RefSeq and is a predicted model, not a curated record. Lineage: Eukaryota; Metazoa; Cnidaria; Anthozoa; Scleractinia; Pocilloporidae. Gene Ontology annotation, molecular function: protein binding.
CCACAUUUUAGGCGCCUUCCGCUACCUUUUCCAACUGAAUCAUUAUGGCGAACUAAUCGUGAAACCGAGUUGAAAAGCCUGUGUAGGAGAAAGUUCGAAGCUGAUACCAAGGAAUCUCAACAUCUCCACGUCUGUUUCGUUGUGCUGAGAGACAAGAAGACAGCAAGUUUGCCUAAACGGUCAAGAAAGAUGUUGAUGACUCUAACAGAGAUUGGCUUCAACUAUUUGCGUCUCAGUCCGAGGUGGGAACAGUUUAAGCCUUGCAUCAUGGAUGAAUCACCUGGUGAUCAUUCCAAAACCCGUCAUGACUUUAAACCUACCAGCAAACGUAUGGACAGAGGGACAUUAACAGCUGUAGGCAAUGCCAAACGAGGUCAUUACGUAGUUGUUGAAAUAGAAAAAACUCACCCCAGUGUUGCCGCUAGCACUAUUUAUGGCAGGGAGAUCAAUGAAGGAUCCCGUUUGGGUCAAGCUUUUCAACUGGCGACGAAAGAUCUCAAAGAUACUUGGGAUGAAGUAGAAGUGAAAGCUGAAAGUGUUCAAAUUGGUUCAGUUGUCAAGUACGUUCAAGUAGGGGACGGAUUUGUCUUUCAAGGGAACACGAAACGUCCGCGACAGUUGCAGGAUGCGGAUAAGGUUUUGUCAGACCUCAGCCCUGUUGAUGGUGCUCACAGAGGCGUUGAAGAUUCCGCUCCUAACUACUCCAAAAUAUUAGCCGAAGAGAGUUGCCAAUGGGAUAUAUCUGAAGAGGGAUCCAGGGUGGAUAAACGUUUUCAACUGUGGACGAAUUAUCUCGAAGUUUUUCUGGAGAGUAUCUUGGCCCUCCGCUGUGCCGAUGGUCUUCACCGGGGCGUUGAAGAUGCCUUUCCUAACGCCUACAUUUUAGCAGAAGGAAAUUACGAAGACUGUACACCCAAGGAGCUAUCGCGACUCACUAAAGUUGAAAAUGAAGCUAUUUCAGUCUUCACUAAGCUUGGGAAACCUUUGAACCUCAAGCUGAAUUGCGUAGAAAAUCUUACGCUACUUAUACCUACUACUGCACUGGAACUGAGUCACGUGGAAGAUACUGAAGAUGUUGCAGAUGGCGUCUUUGUGGAGGUUGCAGAACCGUUUCUGAUUUCUGGAGUUGACGAUUUAAGUAAGCCGCCCUACCCAUCUAUUUGUGACGGCCUCAGUCCACGAGACGAGCCUAAAGAAAUCCCAGUCGAAGCGGAGAAACUUGAAGCUGAUCCUGAGGAAGCCGCCAGUGAAGAUGGAGAAGCUUUUUGAGUCCCAGUAAAUAUCAGUUUAACUUAAGACUAGAUACAUGAACUAUCAUGUUCAAGAAAUAAGAGAAAAUUUCGACAUGGAUACCAGAAGCGGGAGUUAAAUCUGACUCCAAAACGCAACAUUUUUUAAUUUGUAUUACUUAACUUUAGAGUUGUCGUCAGAGGACACAAUUUUAAGAUAAGUGAAAUUUUAGUGCUGCUUUUCUAGGUGUAUCAUUUAGAUAUUUAUUUAUACUUAAAAGUAACGUAAUAUUUCAGCAAUUGCUGAAGUUCCUAAAUUAAGCAUAACAUGUCGAAGCCUUCGUUGGGUUAUAUUCCCAUUGUUAGCGUUAGUCCUUUGGGUAAGCUUUCGUUUACUUCAAUGCUUUGGUUGAAUUGCAAAACUUGCUAUCCAAACGAAACAUGUUAAACUAAAAUCAGUCACAACUUCGUCACAUGUAGCUUUGAGUUCUUAUUGGCUCUGUGUGAUAUUUGCCAUUGUUCUGGGUUUACAGAACUUAAUGGUCCUUAACUUACAUAUUACGCUUGUGCAUGCUGUUAAGUGCAUGAUGCAUAGACCACAAACCGAGUUUUACGGGGUCAAGUGUUUGUUUUGAAUUUUGGAAGGGCAUUUGCUCGCAAACGUUUAAAAGUAUUUUGAUGCAUCCAUUUUAAAGUCCCAAGAAGGGCGUUUUUCCUAGUUCGUCGUUACUAGGGUCGAUAUUUAAAUAACCUAGAUGAUACAUGAAUAGUUUACAAAUUAUAUUUUGCCUUUAGUAAGUAAAACACUUAUUUGCAAUUUCGAAAACAAAGGGAAAUAGCAAGUUUUCGUAAAGUUUCCAUACACGAUACCAUGCCUAAUUAAAGAAUUAGUGUUAGGUAAAUAUGCAAAAAGGUGAAAUAGCAUGCUAUCAGAAAUAGGUAAGAAUGUAAGUAGAAUGUAUACCAUUAUAAACUUAGAGAAUUUAUGGAUCUGAUUCAAACAGGUAUUAUCCAUAUUAUUAUUCCUAGUGCUAGUGGAUUUAUUUGUUCAUGACAAUAAAAAGGCAUCAAGGUGAA